Molecule: messenger RNA, 2827 nt
Organism: Ictidomys tridecemlineatus (thirteen-lined ground squirrel)
Lineage: Eukaryota; Metazoa; Chordata; Mammalia; Rodentia; Sciuridae
Source: RefSeq, a predicted model, not a curated record
UCCUCCCCCAGGCCUCAGACUCCGCCCCCGGCCCCCUCCCUUCACUAGUCCCUUCACUAGUCCCGCAGCUUGGCCACUCUUACGAUUCCUCCUCCCGCCGCACUCAGGCGCCACCUGGCCCUCCUCAGGCGCCACCUGGCCCUCGCCCGGGCGGGUAGACCACUCCGCCUCUUCCUCCACCGCUGGCCUCUUCCUCCAACCUGCAAGUUCAGAGCCGCCUCCUAAGCCCUCAGACGCUCUUCCAGACUCUGUCACCUUUGCCACGCCCUUCCCCAGCCCCCAGCUCCUCUCCCAGCCUUUAUGCUGCCCUCGGGCUUUGAUCCUCAGGCCCCCUUACAGCUGACCUUCUGUUGUGGACCACGCUUCCACCCCUAUCAAACCCUCCCAAGUCCCCUUCCCACCCGGCCAGUUCUGACUUUAUUGCUUUAUUGCCCCCAGAGGUGCGGUCCUUCACCUCCUUCUGCCCUCAUGAGACCCCCUAGCUGACCCCCGCCCGGGAACUGAGUCCACAGCCCACAGAUGCCCUCGCUGCCCUCACGCUUCCCAGUGGAACUGGGCUCCGUGCGGGAUCCAGAUGCCCAGGUGGGCCGUCUGCAUCGUCUGGCCGUGGCCGGGGGCCCAAGCUGGGGUCUGGCCAGGCUCCUGCGGAGAGUUGUCCAGGUGGAUGGUGAGAACUCUGCUGGGCAGACGGGGCUUUUCCUCUCAGCACUGUUGGGCCACAGCUCUGCCGUGCGGCUUCUCUUGGCCUUUGGCGCCAACCCCAACCACCGCUGCCGUGAUGGCAGCACACCAGUGCAUGCGGGCGCCUUCUCAGGCUGUGGCCUGGUGAUGCUGCACCUGCUGCAGGCAGGGGGUGACCUGCGCCUGCAUGACCAGCAGGGUCGCACACCACGAGACUGGGCUGAGCAGGGGGGUACCAAACCAAGCUGGGAGAUGCUGGAGCUGUUGCAACUGUGUCGUGCCCAUAUGUCAGCACUACUGCAUGGUGCUGACCUGGCACCUACUACUUCCCUGGGCCAACUGCAGGCCAGCUCCGGGAAUAGCAUGUGUGGCUCCCUGUCCUCUCUGUGGCUGGUACAGACAGACAGAACACUGAAGCCAGAGCAGAUUAGGAGAUCCCCUCAAAUCCCAGCUUUGGGGUUUGGCCAGCUGAGCAGCCUGCAGCCGCUGGGGCUGGUCACAGGCAUACCCCUGGUGGACCCCAAGGAGCUGCUACCAGCCCAGGGCGAACCUGACCGCACCUACGAGAGCACUUCCCAUACCCUCAUGGUCAACCUCCUGUGGAGGAGCCACCCUGUGGCUGUGCGGCGGCUGAAGGUCCCAGGAGCCCACCCUGAUGUGCUGCUGGCUGACCUUCAGCACUGCAGCACCCUGCACCACCCCAACCUGCUGCUGCUGAUGGCACUGAGCCCCUCGGUGGACCUGUCGGGGCUGUGCCUCCUCUUUGAGCCUGUGUGGCUGGGCUCCCUGCACGUGGUGCUGCACUCACAGAGACCAAGUGAGGAGGGUCCCCAAACCGUGCCAGGCUUGCUGCCCGGCCACCUGCUGCUGCAGGUGUUGGAGGCCCUGCUCUUCCUGCAGGCCCGCUGGCGGGCCCACGGUGGACUCACCUCCCAUGCCGUGCAGCUGGUGCGGCCAGGCCUGGCUAAGGUGGGCAACCUGGAGCAUGGGCGCCCACUGCAUCAAUGCCGGCUGCGACCCAGGCUACAGCAGGGCUACCCUUGGGGGAACCAAGGGCUGCCACCACCCCCUGAACUGUACCCAUGGCUGCCACUUGAGCUGAUCCACGGUGACAUGCCUGCCACCACCUCAGAUCUCUACAGUUUCUGCAUCCUGGCUCAGGAGGUUUUCACUGGAGAGCUGCCCUGGGCUGGGAGAGAGGGGCCUGAGGUGAAGGCUAAGCUGGAGGCAGGUGAGAGCCCAACUCUGGACCCCAUGGUACCAGCCCCCUACCAGGCCCUGGUUCAGGCUGGGCUGGGUCUAGGGCCUGCUGACCGCUGGGGAAGCUUGCAGAGUACUCGAUACCUGCUGCGGGAGGCCAUGGCCCAGGACUCAUCCCCUGAGGUUGGUUCCACAUUGGAGUGGACCACACUGUCCCCUCUACUGCAGGGUUCCCCACCAGAGAAACUGUUCUAUGAGGUAGCUUCCAGAGUCAAGACCAGACCCAGGCCUGUGCCAACAGGCCCCGUCCCAUCCCAGGCCCUGGAGACUCCUGAGGCCACAGGCCACAGUAGAGUGCAGAGGAGUACAACCUUGGACUCUGGCAGCAGCUUGACUCUCAGCAGCAGCCCCAGCUGCAGCCCUAGCCCCAGAGCCAGGGGCCACCUGCACUGCUGUCUGGAACCUAGCUCCAUAGGCCCUGCCCUGCCCUCCAGCUUCCAGGAAUCGGCCUCCCUGCUGGGGACCCAGAGCUCUGAGGAGCAGUUUGAGAGGAAGUUCUCAGUCAAGAUUCAAGCCCUGCAGGGGCUGCUGCAGCACCCAUACAGGGUUGCCCCGCUGGACCCCCGGCCCUGCCCGCUGGAGCUGCGAGACCCCCAGGGGCAGCUCAAGCCUUUUUCCCUGCAGGCACCUGGCACUGAACUGAUCGCAGAAGGGCUCUUCUCCAGCCUGCAGCAGAUGGACCUUCUGGAGGAGAUCAUGGCAGAGCUGCAGAGUGGAUGCCAACUGGAAGAAGAGCCCAGCCUCAGCCUCACCCCUGGCACAGAUUGCUAAGGCGCCAAUGUCCUCUCCCUGAGGAUAUCACCCCCCUGCAGCCUUCCAGUAGAGAAUGACACCCCCUCAAGUGCCUAGAGGAAAGAAAAUGAAGAUAAAGCAACCCCCAACCCUA